AUGACAACUUCAAUUCUACCCUCGAUACUUCCUUCGAUUAAGAUAUCAAAAUCUGGAGUUCCUGUCUCGCCCUCCCCGAGUGCUCCAAGAACUAUCGUGAACGACAUUGGUUCUGAGAACGGCCGCCCGACAACAUCAGGUAAUGAUGUCCCCACGACUGCUGGCGGAUCCACGGCAUUCUCGAAUGGAUCACAGUCCAGAUUUUCAAAUUCAACUUUAGCACUCGACACUGAAAGGCUUCAGUCUCCCACGACCAGUACUGCGAGAAGGAAAGGGGUGCCCAUGCGUGAAGGUACAACACUUGCGGACCCAUUGACAAUGCAGAUCCUCCGUCGUACAGGAACCGAGAAUACGAUUCGACAGAAGGCGCGGAAGGAUAGCAAUGAUGAUGCGCAAAAUGAGGGUGUGAUGGGGGCUAUUCCUGAGAGGAAUCCUUCGGACACGAUUAGGCAUAUGGAUACACAACCCCAGAAGAAAAAGGGCGUUUCUUUCCUUAGCCGGAUAAUGGGUGGGAAGAAAAAGGGUGGGGACGCGCCUCAGAAUGAAGAUGGAUUUGAGGUUGACAUGAGGACGGAGGGGAUGGAUGCUCAUGUUUUCUCUGAGCCAAUUGGCGGACAUGGAUUUACACCUCAGUUCCCGGCGCCUCCGAAAUAUAUAAGGGUUCGUUCACAAAACAAACACAAGCGUGAGUUUGAUCAAACAUUUCUUGCUCAAGAGCUUUACCGAAAACAUGAGGAGCAUCCAAAGUCGCCCAAUGCUAGUAAGUUCAAUUUAUCGACGGCGUCACUUAGUAACAUCCCAGCACAUAAGAGUGGAGCUAUAUGGGCUAUGAAAUGGAGCAAAGAUGGCCGUUAUAUAGCAGCGGGCGGGCAGGAUAAGAUUGUACGGGUAUGGCAAGUUAUCAGUACCAAAGAGGAGCGGGAAAUGCACGAAAAAGAGGAAGAAGCUGGGUCAGGGGGGAUCUACUCUGGCGGAAGGGGAGUUCGGUUGAACGCUCCUGUAUUUCGCUCGGAGCCUAUCCAUGAAUAUACUGGUCAUACGGCAGAUGUAUUGGAUCUAAGUUGGAGUAAGGUCGGUGACUUUGAAGCAAAAAACAAUUUCUUGCUUUCAUCUUCAAUGGAUAAGACUGUACGGCUAUGGCACGUCUCUAGAAAGGAAUGUCUUUGCUGCUUUCAGCACAGUGAUUUUGUCACCGCCAUUUGCUUUCAUCCUCGAGAUGACCGUUUUUUUCUGGCUGGGUCGCUUGAUUCUAAGUUGAGACUUUGGAGCAUACCUGAUAAAAGCGUGGCAUUUUGGAACGAGCUUCCCGACUUAAUAACUGCAGUAGCAUUUACCCCAGAUGGGAGAAUGGCAAUUGCGGGCUGUCUGAGCGGGUUGUGCCUUUUUUAUGAAACCGAGGGAUUGAGAUAUCACACUCAAGUUCACGUAAGAUCAUCUCAUGGAAAGAACGCAAAAGGGAGUAAGAUUACCGGGAUCGAAACCAUCACAUUCCCGCCAAAUGAUCCAAAUGGCGAAGUUAAAAUUUUGAUCACCAGCAAUGAUUCAAGGGUGCGUAUGUACAAUGCUAGAGACAAAAGCCUUGAAGUGAAAUUUAAGGGCAACGAGAAUACGUGCAGUCAAAUCCACGCCACAUUCAGCGAUGAUGCCCAAUACGUCAUCAGCGGCAGUGAAGAUAGGAGGGUCUACAUAUGGAACGUUGGGUCAGGGGAGGCAGAGAGAAAGGACAAAAGGCCUGCUGAACAUUUUGAGGCCCAUCCUGCAAUUGUUACGGUUGCGAUCAUGGCACCAACAGCGACUCGGCAGCUGCUGGGAGGUUCCGGAGAUCCUCUAUAUGAUUUGUGCAAUCCACCACCAGUAACUCUUGUUAGUCGAGGUUCUGACUCGAUAUCGUCGAAAAAGCACCCCGAAUCAUUGGCGGAUCAUAAAUCAGAAGAUAGCUCUGUCCUCAAUAUUCCCAAGCCUCCUGAGGAGUCUCCGGCGUAUUUACAAAGGUCAACACAUCCCGAUGGGAAUAUUAUAGUCACCGCAGACUACACUGGUCGUAUAAAAGUAUUUCGACAGGAUUGCGCAUUUAACAAGCGCAAGAGUGAUAGUUUUGAUACUGCAUCAACCCUUUCGAAAAAGAUUGGAGAUAGCCUAUUUAAUGGUCAUGGGAGGAGAAAUUCAUCACAUUCUCACCACGGCUCAGAUCGAAUCCAAUCGUGGCGACAAAGCAUUGCAUCUAACGGUAGUCUCGAAGGCUCAAUUCGCGGUCACAGGAACAGCCUUGGUUUGGACGGAUCAUCAAACAGAAGUGUUUCUCCAAGGAAAUCGAUGGGGGCAAUGUCGAUUGGGUCUGGUAGCACCUCAAACCGGUUUAUGAGGUCUGGAAGUGUUCGUUCGAGAGCGUCAAGAGCAACCUCGAUUGGGGUAGAUGGUCCAAUACAUAAUGGCCACAAUGCAUACACCGUGGCCAGCGGUACAAACCGUGGGCAUGGUAUUCCUUCAAGUGCAGAUGGCAAAGUUUUACCUGAUGUGGAACGACCAAGAAGUACUGUGCAGAAUCAGACUGGCAAUGGAUUGAGGGGCCAAGGAGCGAAUCAGGACCGAAACUCGGGGAUGCCUAUGACUAGGGCUUCAGCCGGAAGUAGCAGACAUAGAUUGAGCGCGGUUGACUCAGAUGAAUCUGACGAAGAAGUCUUCAGUAGCGAUGAAGGUGAAGAGAGUGAAAAUGAAACUGUGAGGUGCAAAAGAUGCGGGGGAACCUCAUUCAGAGCGAAACAAUCGAAGAAGGGGGAACACAAGCUUCUUUGCGUCAAGUGA
Morchella sextelata is the source of this 2802-nucleotide messenger RNA. RefSeq lists its product as uncharacterized. The coding region runs from base 1 to 2802 and encodes 933 amino acids. Gene Ontology annotation, molecular function: protein binding. The transcript has 7 exons. The record is from RefSeq and is a predicted model, not a curated record. NCBI's taxonomy places the organism in Eukaryota, Fungi, Ascomycota, Pezizomycetes, Pezizales, Morchellaceae.